CCUGCUCUCACUUUCAGACCGUCUGCAGGUGGAAGACAGGAGAGAGGCUGAGAGACGCUAACAUGGUCCCACUGAGGCUGGUCGCCUUCGGAUUGCUAGCUACUGCUUGGUAUUUCACUCGUGCUGCUGAGGGAGAAGUCAUCUACGCCUGUCUCAAUGAAACCGCAGAGAUUUCAUGUGAUGUUGGCGCUAAGAUAAAGCUGGAUCACAUCCUGUAUAAGGUGGGGGUGGGGACCAGGUGCGGCGAGGGAAAAGCCCAACCAGACGACGGCCCGGACACCUACUGCUCCUUCCCCUGGUCGGAGAUGGUGGUGGAGGAUCUCUGUGCUAACAAGAGGUCCUGUAAGGUCCCCGUCACUGAGCUGGUGUUUAGUAAAUAUGAGUGUGUGGAGGACACCAGGUACCUGGAGGUGUCCUACACCUGCGCCACACCACCACCUCCUCCACCUCCACCACCACCUCCAACCAAAGCUGACUGUGAAGAAAAAUCCACAGAUGAAGCCUGAUGCUUGCCAGAUGCCGUGAACAGAACAUUAUGAAGACACCUAGUCUCCAUUUCUAACAUCAGACUAAUAAGUGGACACAGAAAAAUGUUUGUCAUGUUACAUCAGUUUGUUCAUCAAGUCAUGUAUCUAAAUGCUUACAUACAUAUGAGCGUAUUUACUCAACAAGGAUUUUAAUUGAA
Molecule: messenger RNA, 685 nt
Organism: Trematomus bernacchii (emerald rockcod)
Lineage: Eukaryota; Metazoa; Chordata; Actinopteri; Perciformes; Nototheniidae
Product: L-rhamnose-binding lectin SML-like
Exons: 6
Coding region: 63-506 (147 amino acids)
Molecular function (GO): carbohydrate binding
Source: RefSeq, a predicted model, not a curated record